AUGCUGGAUCACGGAAUGAUCGAAAUACUUCAGAAUUGUAACAAGGAUAAAGUUGAUGUUAUCUCUCCUGUAUUCAGGAUUCCAGAGCCUAUUAUCGUCAAAUAUGAUGGUAGCAAGAAGAAGAUUUCUCCAGCUCUUGUAAUCAAGUCAGCGGGUCCUGUCCCGUAUUCAUCUGACAAGGCUGUUCCCUACAGGUAUAACACAGUUAUACUAAAAGAUGGAAAGGAGCCGAAAUCCCAUGAAGACGUUGUGAAGAAGACUGUGGUUAAUCCUGCGGGUCCCAUGGGGACUUCUUCUUCCAAUCCUACUACUGUUGUGAAGGGUGUUGACCCUGUUGUUGAUAAAUCUGUGAAAGCUCCUGUCCUGAGUAAGGUUGAGGUUAGGAAGAGGAAAGAAAGAGAGAGUUCUGACUCUGAAGAGGAUGUCGAAGAUGAUGUCCUAGACAUCACCCCUGCUAAAAAGCAGGUUGUUAAGAAGUCUUCAGGAAAAGCUGCAGUUGUGCACUUAGAUAACAUCUCUUUUCAUUUAGAAGAUGGUGCUGCCAAAUCGAAGUUUGUCAUUCAGAUGAGGGUAGCUAUUGAAAGACAGUUGGGAAAAGAGGCUGUUGAGGUGAAGGAAGUCAUGGAAUUGAUUAAGGUUGCUGGACUGAUGAAGACAGUUGUUGGUUUACCCCAAUGUUAUGAGGGGUUAGUUAAAGAAUUUAUUGUGAAUAUCCCUGAGGAUAUUUCUGAAAAAAGAAGUAGGGAAUAUUCUGCAAAGUUUUUGUAA
Molecule: messenger RNA, 768 nt
Organism: Lathyrus oleraceus (garden pea)
Lineage: Eukaryota; Viridiplantae; Streptophyta; Magnoliopsida; Fabales; Fabaceae
Exons: 3
Coding region: 1-768 (255 amino acids)
Source: RefSeq, a predicted model, not a curated record